UAGAAUUGGGCGUGUUAAUGUGGAGCGUUCGUCCACAAUCGAUCCGGCAUCUUCACAAUCGUUAAUGACCGUUGCCUUCCGCCGUUUACCCUUCCCCUUCUAGUGUGCUACAAGUGCCACAUGCUCUUCCUUACAAAACUUCCACGAAUCCAACGGUAACUUCCAGUUUAUGAAAUUGAAUGCCUUUAUUCAGCAAUGCAUUUGAGGAUCACAUAGCUUCUCUUAUCCAAAAAUGCCCGGGCAUGAAAACCCUACGCCAAAUCCACGGGCGUUUACUCCGGAACCAUAUUCUUUCAUCUUCCCCUUUUACUUUUACGCUAUCCAAAAUCAUUAGUUUCUGCGCCCUCUCGCCAAAUGGUGACAUUCACUAUGCCCAACGCGUGUUCGAUGAUAUUCUCCAACCAAAUGUCUUCUCUUGGAACUCCAUGAUAAGGGGUUUCUCCCAGGUUCAAAACCAAUCCAGUGAGCCCAUUGCAUUGUACAGGAAGAUGCUGUCUUCUGGCUUUGCUAAUCCAAAUAGUUUCACCCUUGCUUUCGUCCUGAAAGCCUGCUCAAACAUCUCAGCCUUGAGCGAAGGACGACAGGUCCAUUCCCAUGCGUACAAAUAUGGUCUUGAUUCAAGUCCUUUUGUUCAGACUGGGUUGCUGAAUUUUUAUGCCAAGUGUGAGGAGCUUGCUUCUGCAAGGUUUGUUUUUUGUGAUAUUUCUGAUAAGAAUUUGAUAGCAUGGAGUGCGAUGAUUAGCGGGUAUGCAAGGAUCGGGAUGGUGAAUGAAGCGUUGGGAUUGUUUAGGGAGAUGCAGGAGGCGGGUCUCUCUCCCGAUGAGGUCACAAUGGUGAGCGUCAUCUCAGCUUGUGCAAAGGCUGGAGCAUUGGAUUUAGGGAGAUGGGUUCAUUCAUUUGUUGAUAGGAAGGGGAUUAGAGCUGAUUUAGUAUUGAGUACUGCGCUGAUUGAUAUGUAUGCCAAGUGUGGUUUGAUUGAGAAGGCAAAGAAGGUGUUUGAUGAUAUGGUAGAGAGGGAUACAAUGGCUUGGAGCACAAUGAUUGUUGGCUUUGCAACUCAUGGGCUUGUUGAUGAUGCUUUGAAGCUUUUCUCAAGGAUGUUAGAUUCAAAGGUGGAACCAAAUCAUGUGACUUUCCUCGGAGUUCUAUCAGCCUGUGCCCACAGUGGUAUUGUAAGAGAUGGCCGAAGGUUUUGGUCUGCCAUGCAUGACUCGGGCGUUCAACCACUGAUGGAACAUUAUGGAUGCAUGGUUGAUCUACUUUGCAGAGCUGGCCUUUUCGAAGAAGCAUAUUCAUUUGUUCGAAGGAUGCCUUUUCCACCAAAUGCUGUAAUUUGGAGGACACUUCUGGCAGGAUGUAAGAAAAAUGAAUUUCAAGAUAAGGAGGCAAUUAUAGCUGAGCAUCUCCUUCGAUUAGAGCCACUAAAUGCAGAAAAUUAUGUUCUUUUAUCAAAUAUAUAUGCACUUAGAUCCCAUUGGGACAAGGUGAGUAAGAUGAGGAAGAAGAUGAAGGACAAUGGCGUCAGGGUUAUUCCAGGCUGCAGCUCCAUUGAAAUUGAUGGUUUUGUGCAUAAAUUUAUUGUUAGUGAUGAUUCGCAUCCGGAGAUGAAGCAGAUUAGGGAAGCAUUGAAAGGCAUAUCCCGACGUGUGCGACUUUCGGGUCAUCUACCAUGGACUUCAUCUGUUUUGCAUGAUGUUGAUGAAGAGGAAAAGGAGAAUGCUCUCUGUGAGCACAGUGAAAGGUUGGCUGUUGCUUUUGGGCUAAUAAAGACUAGAACACCUACAGUGAUUCGGGUUGUUAAGAAUCUAAGAUUUUGCGCUGACUGCCAUGAAGUGAUAAAAAUAAUAAGCAAGGAAUAUGGUAGAGAGAUCAUUGUAAGGGACCGAGUUCGAUUUCAUCGGUUUGUUAGUGGAACAUGCUCGUGCAAUGAUUUCUGGUGAUUGCAUCUCUAAAAUUAAUGGAUAAGCAGCGCAAUCAUUAGCUGUCUUACACUAUGGGUGUCAAAUUGGAUUCGUUGGUCGGAUUCGAGGCUGGCUUGAAAUUGACCUGAUCUGAAACUGCUUGACUUGAACCCAACUCGCCUUCAACUCGUUGGCUUGAACUCUCCACCUGUAUAACCCAUCUAAAAUAAGGCAUAGCAGUUAUUCAAGUCAAAUUUGGGUUGCCGGUUUGAUUUUAAAUCAAUUUCGAAUUGGAGGGUUGAUUUUGGGUUGACAAGUCACGACUCGAAUCCAACUCGAUAAAUCAAACUAAUCAGGACUCCCAAUCCAACAAUUUUCGGGUCAACCCAAACCCAGAUCUUCAAGUAGACUUCGGGUCGAGUUGGCACCUCGGGUCAAUUUUUGACACCCUUAUCUUACAUCAUAUAUGUUGUUGUUUCGACGAUGGUGGAAAUCUGUUUUACUAACUUAUUUCCAACCAAUAUGGUACAGUCAAGGCAACAUCUUUGGAGUGGGAAAAAAAGGUUGUCUAGAAACAGUGCUUCGGUCACUCGCCCAUUUUGUUGUUGAGGAAAAUAAAUCGUCUGUCUUAUUAUCAAUAUUCGGUUUUUGUG
This is a messenger RNA of Phalaenopsis equestris, 2554 nucleotides long. Its product is annotated as pentatricopeptide repeat-containing protein At5g48910-like. The transcript is spliced from 2 exons. Bases 180 to 1940 code for a protein of 586 amino acids. The record is from RefSeq and is a predicted model, not a curated record. Lineage: Eukaryota; Viridiplantae; Streptophyta; Magnoliopsida; Asparagales; Orchidaceae. Gene Ontology annotation, biological process: RNA modification. Gene Ontology annotation, molecular function: protein binding; RNA binding; zinc ion binding.